AUGUCGGAAGUUCCUCAUUUUGUUUUGUACGAGCAUGCAAUUGGCUACGCACUUUUAAAAGUUAAAGAAUUCGAAGACGCCGGUCUUGUUGCUCAGGAAGUCGACUCUGCUUUGGCUGAUGGAUAUAAGUUUACGCAAAUUGUCGAGUUAUCGUCUUUUGAUCCGUUCAAAAAUACCGAAGCUGCUUUGGAAAACUGCAAUGCGAUUUCGGAAGGGCUUGCUCAUCCUGAUUUGACUAAUUUCCUUGUUAAAUCUUUACCUAAAAAGAAAAAGCACGUUGUACUGGGAAUCAAUGACUCGAAACUUGCUGGUUCGCUUUCUGAAGCGAUUCCUGAGCUGAAGCUUGUCUUCGGCGGCGUUAUCACUGAGAUUCUUCGUGGUAUUCGCGUGCAUUUUGAACGUUUGGCUAAAAAUCUUCCACAUCAUUCACUUUCGAAAGCUCAGCUUUCACUCGGUCAUAGUUACUCUAGGGGAAAGGUUAAAUUCGAUGUCCACCGUGUCGACAACAUGGUCAUUCAAUCAAUUGCGCUUCUUGAUCAACUUGACAAAGACAUCAAUUUGUUUGGAAUGAGAAUUAGAGAAUGGUAUUCGUACCAUUAUCCGGAGCUCUUCAAGGUUGUGCCUGAUCAAUACAAGUACACUCGCCUCGCUGUUGCUAUUCUCGAUCGUAACAAGAUGAGCGAGAAUGAAAACUUGGAAAACGAAAUUCUAGAAAUUCUGGAAGGCGAUGAGCAAAAGAAGGAUGAGGUCAUUGAAUCGGCGAGAACGUCCAUGGGAAUGGAUAUUUCUGACUUCGAUCUUGAAAAUAUGAAGAAUUUUUCUGUCCGAGUUUCAGCAUUGAUUGAGUAUAGAACUCAACUCCAUAAUUACAUCAAAGAUAGAAUGGACCAUUGUGCUCCUUCUCUUAGUGCUUUGAUUGGAGAACAGGUUGGAGCGCGCCUUAUUUCGCAUGCUGGUUCGCUCACAAAUUUGGCUAAAUACCCUGCCUCGACUGUUCAAAUUCUUGGAGCUGAGAAAGCUCUUUUCCGCGCUUUGAAAACAAGAUCGAAUACCCCGAAGUAUGGACUCUUGUUCCACUCUAGUUUCAUUGGAAAGGCUGGACCCAAGAACAAAGGGCGUGUUUCGAGAUAUCUUGCCAACAAAUGCUCGAUCGCGGCACGUGUUGAUUGCUUCUCCGAUGUACCAGUAUCAACCUAUGGAGAGUAUUUGCGUGGGCAAGUUGAGGACAGACUCGAGUAUUUCACAAACGGAACUGUUCCAAAGAAGAAUAUUGAAGUGAUGAAGGAAGCCGAAGAAGCUGCCGUCAGUGUUAGAGAAAAAGUGCUCAAGAAAAAAAAGAAAGCUGCAAAGAAGGCUAAAAGGAUCUUAGAAGAGUCUGCCAGCGGAGAGGCUGAUGUGGAUGAGCCAAAACCCAAGAAGAAGAAGAAGAGCAAAGCUGGAGAUGAAUAA
Caenorhabditis bovis is the source of this 1449-nucleotide messenger RNA. The record is from the annotation of a GenBank genome assembly. Lineage: Eukaryota; Metazoa; Nematoda; Chromadorea; Rhabditida; Rhabditidae.